Oenanthe melanoleuca is the source of this 675-nucleotide messenger RNA. RefSeq names its product translation initiation factor IF-2-like. Bases 190 to 429 code for a protein of 79 amino acids. The record is from RefSeq and is a predicted model, not a curated record. Lineage: Eukaryota; Metazoa; Chordata; Aves; Passeriformes; Muscicapidae. The transcript is spliced from 3 exons.
UGGCGCCGCGCCUGCUCCUGCCUCCUUGUUGCUUUUCCCGUUUCCUUCGGCGGCGGCGGCGGCGAGCGAGCGAGCGAGACACGGGAUUCGAGAACGCCGCACGUCAUCCUCGGGACGUUCCGCCGCCCACACGGGGGUAGUGUCAGCCCCUGCUCCCUAUCAGAUCGGGCUCCCCGCCGCACAGCGCGCAUGCCCGCGCCCCCCGCGCCUGCGCCCCGCGCCGCCGGCACCGGGCCCGCGCCCGCCCCGAGGGGCGCCGGACCCGCGCAGCCCCGCGCUGCCCUCCGGCCCGCCCGGCCGGCGGAGCGGAUUGGAGCGGGGCCGGCGGCCGAGGAGCCCCGCCGGGAAGGCGCAGCCGCCGGCCGUGUGCGCUCGGGCUACGCGCCCCGCGUCUCGCAGCGCCCCGCAGCUGAGGCACAGCAGCUCUGAACUCGCAGGUCCGGCUACUCACAAACAAUACCGAGGUUUUCAUCUCGCUCUACAUAACCUAUGGGACGUACAUGCUUUUAAUUUAGGAUAGUGCAAUUUUUGCUUAUUUCAACAUUGAGGGUGCAAGUCCUGAAGAUGCUGAAAAAUAUCCUCACUUCUGCACAAGUACUUCUUCCCAGAAACACCUCUUAUUUCACUCCACAUUGAUGUCAAAUAAACUAGAGUAUGUUACAUAAACAGCUGUGA